Molecule: messenger RNA, 825 nt
Organism: Phlebotomus papatasi
Lineage: Eukaryota; Metazoa; Arthropoda; Insecta; Diptera; Psychodidae
Exons: 8
Coding region: 29-694 (221 amino acids)
Source: RefSeq, a predicted model, not a curated record
CAUUUUGAACUCAGUUGUGUCUUGAAUUAUGUCUUGGAUUACUUCUUUAAAAGUUCCUUCAAUGUUUAGCCUUCUCUUGGCUUUUCAAUUUUUUGCUAUUUUAUUGGCAACAACAAGAGCGAACCCCGUUCCUGAUUUGGUUAGUCUUGUAACUAACAGUCUAGAAGAAGCAGGAAUUCCAGGUGUUCCAGAUGUACAAGAGGUUCACAUACAGGAUUACAUCCAAGAUCUUCAAAACCCCAACGAUCCACUGAGUGGCGUUCACCAUGUUGCUCACCAUAUUCCAUCUACUCUUUCCGUUCCCGAGGUUCCUCAGCUUCCCGAUCUUCCAUCCGUUCCUGUAGAAGGGGUUCCUCAGCUUUCCGGAGUUCCAGAUCUUUCUGACUAUGGGGUUCCUCAAGUACCUCAGCUUCCCGAACUUCCAACUCUGCCCGUUCCCGAGCUUUCCGGAGUUCCAGAUCUUUCUGACUAUGGGGUUGAUGUUUCCCACCUUUCCCACGUACAUGACCAAAUUACAGCUGUUCUCGAUACUCCUGAUACAUCCGAAAAUGCUUCAACUUCUCCAAGUGAACCAAGUUCUCCAAGUCCAAGUGCUCCAACCGAAACAAGUCCUUCAAGCACAAAUACGAACUGGAGCAGACAGGGCAAACCUUUCGCCACAGGGGGCAAAUUUAAAUCGGACAAGAGAGGAUAAUUACUUAUUUGAAAUAAAAUAUUUUGAGAUACACAAAAUGUUGAAGACAAUGAGCUUAUGUUGUUAUUUAUAAGCAUAAAUUAGCCCAGCAGUGGCAUAAAACAUAAAUAAAAUGUAUGCAAUUAGAAAAA